AUAACUUUCGAAUUAUAGGGGCGGUUAUAGCUUAUAUUUCUCUGCGCUCAAAACGAACAAGACUCGUCCUACCAGAUACGACUCCACAACAGAUCGAAUACUAUAACGACGUAUUCUGGGAAUUCUAUUAAGAUCUCAGCACACCAGUUAGAAUGUCGUUUCAUGACGUAGAUCCUCAGUUACUUUUGCUGCGUCGGCAAUAUAUCCAACUAUUUGAACCCGACUUCCUCGCCUGGCCACCAGCCAAAUUUCUUAAGGAUGCAGAUGUCCAGAAAUGGCUAUAUAAGCAUCUCUUCGAUCCAAGUAGAAACCAAAUAUUGCCACCUGAAGGAUAUCAACUUCGAGUUUUGAAGAAACUUGUGACAAAGCUUGAGAAGGAAACAGAAAAUGGAGAAGAAGAUGGCGUUUUGGGCGAACUUACGGCACGCUUUAAGUCCUUCAUAGCUAUAGGGGUUUCGUCAGAAUUUCGCGCGGCCCAAGAGGAGACAUACGUGACAUUUACCUGUUUAACAGAGAAUUAUAACCCAGAAAAUAGCAGUGACUGCGACUCAGAGCCCACCAUAACAUUACUCGAACGGCGGCAGUUGGUAUUGGGCUCGCAAAUAACAGGUUUCCGAACCUGGGAAGCAUCUCUUCAUCUGGGCUCAUACUUGCUAACUGACGCUGGGUCGCAAAUUGUCCGUGGGAAGAAUAUUCUGGAACUGGGCGCUGGCGCUGGGUUUCUGAGCAUCCUCCUGGCUAAGCACCUACAUGCAAAGCAUGUAACUACCACAGAUGGUGACGAAGGGGUCGUUGAAUCAAUAAGAGAGAAUCUCUCACUGAAUGGCCUUAAUACCCAAGGGAAAGUCAAAGCAGGGACUCUGACAUGGGGACAUGACCCUUGGGAGACGUGGAUUAAAGACGAUUGUGAUGUUAAUCCGUAUGACGUAGUCAUUGGCGCGGACAUCACAUAUAACACGACGGCAAUAUCUGCUCUAGUGUCGACACUGCAUAAGCUCAUCGAACGAAGAUCAAAGCUUAGAGUUAUCAUAGCCGGCGUAGUUCGAAACGCUGCCACAUUUCAGAAAUUCAGAGACGACUGUACUUAUCGUCAUUUUGCCGUGGAAGAGGUACACUUUGAACCGAAGUCGAUGCGCCAACAGAAAGCACUCUUCUACGCAGCCGCCGUACCUAUAAAAAUAUUGUCUAUAAAUGGUGCUGGGUAAAUCGCCUAGACACUCUACGUGUACCUACUUACCUUUGGUACCUAAGGCAAUUUGGUUCAUAGGAGUUGAUUUUAGCCUAGAAUAAAAUUAGUAUUAGAAGCUACGGUUAUUCAUUACAACUAAGCUAUAUAUAUAUGACCAUAUAUAAAGAAAAAGAAAAAGAAGAAAGGGAGAGAAAAAGGACGAGGAAACCAAAUAAAGAUAACUUCGUAGAGGAUACCUAAUACACUAAUCUUGGCCGAGGAAACAGGCUCCUCAGCGUC
Molecule: messenger RNA, 1468 nt
Organism: Daldinia caldariorum
Lineage: Eukaryota; Fungi; Ascomycota; Sordariomycetes; Xylariales; Hypoxylaceae
Product: putative methyltransferase-domain-containing protein
Exons: 5
Coding region: 153-1205 (350 amino acids)
Source: RefSeq, a predicted model, not a curated record